CUUUCCUAGAAGAGGGCUCUGCCCAGGACGCCCUGCAGUCCCUGAGCCAGCGGCUCCGAGUGCAGGAGAAGGAGAUGGAGCUGGUCAAGGCGGCCCUGGCGGAAGCCCUUCGCCUGCUCCGGCUGCACGGGGCCUCCCCCUCCCUGCAGGCCUCUGGCAUGCCAGCUCCUACACGGGACAGCAGCCCUGCAGCACCCCCAGGACUGCCACCUACAUGCAGCCCCGCUUUGGUGAGCCGAGGCACCCAGACAGACACCGAAGUGGAAAUGGAGCCGUCCUCUGCGCCCCCUGGCCUGAGCAAUGGGCCUCCAGCCCUUCAGAGGGGUGGUGAAGAGCCUAGUGGCACGCAGUCUGAAGGAGGGGGCAGCAGCAGCAGCGGGGCUGGCUCCCCUGGACCCCCAGGGAUCCUCAGGCCUGUGCAGCCCUUACAGCUCGCUGAGACGCCUCGGAGAAAUUCUUCCUCCUCUUCCUCCCCCUCCGAGCGCCCGCGGCAGAAACUCUCCAGGAAGGCAGCUUCUUCUGCCAAUCUGUUUCUGAGGUCAGGCAGCACGGAGAGCCGUGGGGGCAAAGAUCCCCUCCCCAGCCCUGGAGGUCCUGGGUCUCGGAGAAGCAAUUAUAAUUUGGAAGGCAUCUCAGUGAAGAUGUUCCUUCGCGGCCGCCCCAUUACCAUGUACAUCCCAUCUGGCAUCCGCAGCCUUGAGGAGCUGCCCAGCGGCCCACCCCCGGAGACCCUCAGCCUUGACUGGGUCUAUGGGUACCGGGGUCGCGACUCCCGCUCUAAUCUGUUUGUGCUGCGCUCUGGGGAGGUGGUCUACUUCAUCGCCUGUGUGGUGGUGCUGUACCGGCCCGGGGGAGGCCCAGGGGGUCCUGGAGGUGGCGGCCAGAGACAUUACCGGGGACACACGGACUGCGUUCGAUGCCUUGCUGUUCACCCCGAUGGGGUGCGGGUAGCCUCAGGACAGACGGCUGGAGUGGACAAGGAUGGAAAGCCCCUGCAGCCUGUGGUUCAUGUCUGGAACUCAGAGUCGCUGAAUAAGUUGCAGGAGAUUGGACUGGGGGCCUUCGAACGUGGUGUCGGGGCUCUGGCUUUUUCAGCAGCGGAUCAGGGUGCUUUCCUCUGUGUGGUGGAUGAUUCCAAUGAGCACAUGCUAUCUGUGUGGGACUGCAGCCGGGGAAUAAAGCUGGCAGAGAUCAAGAGUACAAAUGACUCAGUCCUGGCCGUUGGCUUCAGCCCUCGUGACAGCAGCUGCAUUGUUACCAGUGGGAAAUCUCAUGUCCACUUCUGGAACUGGAAUGGUGGAGCAGGGGCUCCUGGGAAUGGGACCCUUUCCAGGAAGCAGGGUGUCUUUGGGAAAUACAAGAAACCCAAGUUUAUCCCUUGCUUUGUGUUCCUCCCGGAUGGAGACAUUCUCACAGGGGACUCUGAGGGGAACAUUCUUACCUGGGGGCGGAGCAUCUGUGAUUCUAAGACUCCAGGCAGAGGUGGUGCUAAAGAGACCUAUGGGAUUGUGGCCCAGGCUCAUGCUCAUGAAGGUUCCAUCUUCGCCCUGUGUCUGCGAAGGGACGGGACGGUGUUGAGUGGUGGUGGGCGGGACCGUCGGCUGGUGCAAUGGGGACCUGGGUUGGUAGCCCUCCAGGAGGCUGAGAUUCCAGAACACUUUGGGGCCGUGAGGGCCAUUGCUGAAGGGCCUGGCUCCGAGCUUCUGGUGGGAACCACGAAGAACGCGUUGCUGAGGGGAGAUCUGGCUCAGGGCUUCUCCCCUGUCAUCCAGGGCCACACGGAUGAGCUCUGGGGGCUCUGCACACACCCUUUCCAGAACCGCUUCCUCACCUGUGGCCAUGACCGGCAGCUCUGCCUAUGGGAUGGGGAGGGCCACGCGCUGGCCUGGAGCAUUGAUCUCAAGGAGAUAGGCUUCUGUGCUGACUUCCAUCCGAGCGGGGCAGUCAUGGCCGUAGGACUGAGCACAGGAAGGUGGUUGGUUUUGGACACGGAGACCAGAGAGAUCGUGUCUGAUGUCACCGAUGGCAAUGAACAGCUCUCAGUUGUCCGGUACAGCCCAGAUGGGUUGUACCUGGCCAUCGGUUCCCAUGAUAACAUGAUCUACAUCUAUAGUGUUUCCAGUGAUGGUGCCAAGUCGAGCCGCUUUGGCCGCUGUGUGGGUCACUCCAGCUUCAUCACUCACCUUGACUGGUCCAAGGAUGGGAACUUCAUCAUGUCCAAUUCUGGCGACUAUGAGAUUCUUUAUUGGGACGUGGCUGGAGGCUGCAAGCUGCUAAGGAAUCGCUAUGAGAGCCGAGAUCGGGAAUGGGCUACUUACACCUGUGUGCUGGGUUUCCACGUCUAUGGCGUGUGGCCCGAUGGCUCCGACGGGACGGACAUCAACUCCCUGUGCCGCUCUCACAAUGAGCGAGUGGUGGCCGUGGCCGACGACUUCUGCAAAGUCCACCUCUUUCAGUACCCGUGCGCGCGCGCCAAGGCACCGAGUCGCAUGUACGGGGGCCACGGCAGCCACGUGACCAGCGUCCGGUUUACGCACGACGAUCUGUUCCUCAUCUCCCUGGGUGGCAAGGACGCCAGCAUCUUCCAGUGGCGCGUGCUGGGCGCUGGGGGUGCGGGGCCGGCGCCCGCCACGCCCUCCCGGACCCCGUCCCUGUCUCCCGCCUCCUCCCUGGACGUCUGAUGGGCCGUGGACGGGACGUGGACCGGCCCUGCUGCGUGACUCCGCCCCGCCCGAGCCCCCCAGGUGGAGGGACGACCUUGCCCUGGCUGACUCCUCUCUAGACUUCCAGACAUUCCCGACCGUGCCUUUGCCUGGAGGGGACGAACGGCACCCUUUGCACACACUGUACAGACCCGCUGUGGCCGAGCCGGGCAGCCCCAGCCCGGGCCUUCACUCGCGCUGCCUGCUGAGGGGCAAUAAAUAGAAAAACAAACUCG
This is a messenger RNA of Dipodomys ordii (Ord's kangaroo rat), 2938 nucleotides long. RefSeq names its product echinoderm microtubule associated protein like 3 (gene Eml3). Gene Ontology annotation, cellular component: mitotic spindle. The record is from RefSeq and is a predicted model, not a curated record. Gene Ontology annotation, biological process: microtubule cytoskeleton organization. The transcript is spliced from 21 exons. Gene Ontology annotation, molecular function: microtubule binding. The coding region runs from base 75 to 2681 and encodes 868 amino acids. NCBI's taxonomy places the organism in Eukaryota, Metazoa, Chordata, Mammalia, Rodentia, Heteromyidae.